Messenger RNA from Cladophialophora psammophila CBS 110553, 300 nucleotides. RefSeq lists its product as uncharacterized. The record is from RefSeq and is a predicted model, not a curated record. The coding region runs from base 1 to 300 and encodes 99 amino acids. The transcript has a single exon. Lineage: Eukaryota; Fungi; Ascomycota; Eurotiomycetes; Chaetothyriales; Herpotrichiellaceae.
AUGACGUCGACCUCAAAGAAGCAGGUGGGGGCAUACAAGAAACAUCGCGAGAUCAUGCGACGCACUCAGAUAUUCCAUGGAGAACUCGUGAUUGAUGACCCCAAGUUUUCGGCGCACUCUCCAGCUCUCAACGUCUACUGCGUGCAAGGCUUAAAAGUGGCAGAUCUGUCUAUUGUUCCUGAGAUUGUCGUGGCUAACACCGAGAACACGGCACUGCUGGUAAGAGAGAAGGCGGUGAGCAUCAUUCUGAGAGAACUUGGUUUGUUGGGAGAAGGUGAUCCCGAGACUGAACACAACUGA